AUGAAUGAAAGUACUAUCGUUGAAACGUCUGAUGUCACUGUAGAUGAUAUCGAUACUAAUAUGAUGGGCAUAAAAUCAAAUAAUUUGUAUAGGCAAUUAAAUGAAAUUGUAGAAAAAAGGAAUCUAUCAAUAUUGGAUACUAAUAAACCUGAUCAAUUAUUGCCAGAUUUAAUUAAACAUAUUACUAAUACAAUUCCGUAUGAUAUUUUUGUUAAUGCUUCACAUUUUAUAGAGGAAAGGAAGGAACUAAAUGAAUUAGGCGAUUAUAUAACAACGAAUUUCUUAGAGAAAGGUUUGUACCCAUUUACAAUAUUGAGAAUAUGUGAAUUGUGCUAUGAUCCAUUUAAAUAUUACAAAGUGAAUGAAUUGGCAAAAUUUGUCAGAGCAUUAACAGAAUGUUGUCUGGUUACCACUAGUUGGGAAACUUCUCAGGCUACAAACGAUAAUGAUACAAGCAAAGCAGUUAUAAAUAGUGAAGAUGAUGAUACAGAUAAUAUUUCAUUAUGUAAGAUUUCAUGGAUUGAUUCAAAAUUAGAAAAAGAGUUAUCUACCUACGUCAAGGAUAUUGAUUCAUUUAUGAGUAUUAGUUUUGGAUUUGAAGAUGAGGAUGAGGAUGAGGAUGGAAAUGAUAUUAUGGGCAAUGGAAAUAGCAGAAACGAAAUGGAUUCAUUGAAUAAUGAUCAAAAUUUUAUUAUCGAGGAAUACUAUGAAGACGAGAAUGGUGUUAUAGAUAAAGAUUAUGUAGAACAAAUUGAAGAUAAUGGAUUUCUACUGAAUGAUGAUGACGACGAUGAAGACAAUGAUGAUGAUGAAGAUUAUAAUGAAGAUGAUACAGAUAUAAGUAGUACCGAUGAGGAUGAAGAUCUAGAAGAUGGAGAGAAUGUUGAAGAACAAAACAAUGAUGCCAAUAAUGAUGAAAAGAAAACCGAUGUUUUAGAAAAUGCAACUAAAAUUGUUAGCGAUUCUCACACACAGAAUAAGAGAAGAACAACGGAGUUAGAUGACUUUGAGUAUAAUGUCGUUAAUGAUAAUUCUAGCUCAUCAAUGUCAGUAGUAGGAACACCUAAAAAACAGAAAUCUGAGAUUGGAAUAAUAACUGAAUCCCCAGUAACAGGAUCAAGUCAAACAUCUGAUCAUUCCAACAUGUUAAUUUCUCCAUUAACUCAUGAAAACACUGAUAUUGAGAAAAUUAAUGCUCUUGAUAAAGGUUUAUCGCAAAGUAACCAUGUCAGUCCCUUAGGAAGCAAAAUACGAAAAGAAUAG
Messenger RNA from Vanderwaltozyma polyspora DSM 70294, 1263 nucleotides. RefSeq names its product Psy4p (gene PSY4). The record is from RefSeq and is a predicted model, not a curated record. Gene Ontology annotation, molecular function: protein phosphatase regulator activity. Lineage: Eukaryota; Fungi; Ascomycota; Saccharomycetes; Saccharomycetales; Saccharomycetaceae. Gene Ontology annotation, cellular component: cytoplasm; nucleus; protein phosphatase 4 complex. Gene Ontology annotation, biological process: protein dephosphorylation. Bases 1 to 1263 code for a protein of 420 amino acids. The transcript has a single exon.